Molecule: messenger RNA, 1776 nt
Organism: Ochotona princeps (American pika)
Lineage: Eukaryota; Metazoa; Chordata; Mammalia; Lagomorpha; Ochotonidae
Gene: AZI2
Product: 5-azacytidine induced 2
Exons: 8
Coding region: 330-1505 (391 amino acids)
Biological process (GO): canonical NF-kappaB signal transduction
Cellular component (GO): cytoplasm
Source: RefSeq, a predicted model, not a curated record
GGCCGAGGCCGGUCAGCGCCGGUGGGCUCGGUCCCUCGGCUCGCGUAUCUGCUGGGUAACGGGCCUUGUCCGGCGGCGUCUCGGCCGCUCCUUGCCUCGGCUUGCCCAGUUCUUCCCUCCAGCUCCGGGGCCCUGUCCCGAGGGCCGGGGCGGCCAGAGACAUGGGCGUCCCUCUGCGGUGCACCGACGACAUCGGCUGCCUUCGCUGGGGAAGCGACACCGUCUUCGAGGAAACCGGAAGCCCCUGGUGACCCCCCGGCGACCCGGUUUGUUUUGUCGGUCUGUUCCCAGAACCUAGGGAAACGAAACUCGGUGGCCCUUGGGCUGUCAUGGAUGCACUUGUAGAAGAUGAUAUCUGCAUACUGAAUCAUGAAAAAGCCCGUAGAAGAGAUCCCGUGACUCCAGUCUCGAUAUAUUCAGGAGAUGAAUCUGUUGCCUCCCAUUUCGCCCUUGUCACCGCGUAUGAAGAUAUUAAAAAACGACUCAAAGAUUCGGAGAAGGAGAACUCUUUGUUGAAGAAAAGAAUAAGGUUUUUGGAAGAAAAGCUUCUAGGAGCUCGAUGUGAUGAGGAAGCAAGCUGUGUGGGACGAGAACAAGUGAAUAAGGCCUAUCAUGCCUAUCGAGAGGUCUGCAUUGACAGAGAUAAUUUGAAGAACCAAUUGGAUAAAAUGAACAAAGACAAUUCUGAAUCUCUGAAAGUAUUGAAUGAACAACUACAGUCUAAAGAAGUAGAGCUCCUCCAGCUAAGAACGGAAGUGGAAACUCAGCAGGUGAUGAGGAAUUUAAAUCCUCCAUCAAACUGGGAGGUGGAAAAGCUGAACUGUGACCUGAAGAUCCACGGUUUGGAGAAAGAACUGGAGCUGAUGAGGAAGCAAUGUGCUGAUCUCAGAACUGAACUACAGAAGGCUAAGCAGACGGCUCUGUCGGAGGAGGACAGCCUGAAGAGCAGCACUGUGCCGCGAGCCAACAUGUCAAGUGACAAUAUGCAGCACGCAUACUGGGAACUGAAAAGAGAAAUGACGAAUCUGUACCUGGUGACUCAGGUGCAAGCUGAGCUGCUGAGGAAGCUGAAAGCCCCCGCUGCAGUCAAGAAAGCCUAUGGCCCAACAGCCUGCACUGAAGACCUUGGGAAGGACAGCACAAAACUCCACUUGACAAAUUUUACUGCAUCAUACAAAAGACAUGCCCCUCUGUCACCUAGCAAAGCUGUCUGUCAAACUACAUCUCCCCCUUUUCCGGGAGAUACAAAGAUUUUAUCAGAGAAAGCACUUCUGCAAUCAUGGACAGAUAAUGACAGAUCCAUCCCUAAUGAUGGUACAAACUUUCAGGAACCCAGCUCUUACAGCAGAAGUUCUCUAGAAGAUAAUUCUUGGGUGUUUCCAAGCCCUCCUAAAUCAAGUGAGACAGCAUUUGGGGAAAGUAAAAGUAAAACUUCGCCUUUGCCCAAUCUGCCAUCACUACAUUACUUGGAUCAACAUAAUCAAAACUGCCUCUAUAAGAAUUAAUUCUGAAGAAAUUAUUGAUUUAUCAUGAGGAUGCCAUAUCUCUUGGUAGCUCUCCCAAGAAGUUAUUUCACAGAGUGGAUUUUGACCGUCUUCAGUGUAUAUACAUUUGAACACAUUCUAUUUGAUAUUAUGCACUUGAUUUACCAAUGUGAAAGAAGAGAGCCUUCCAGCUUCAUAGUCAGAGAAUCAGAUGUAUGCCACACUCCCAACUGAAGGUGUGUUGCAGAAAGACAAGUCUGGCUUUCAUAACAACUGUAAAAUUUUGCUUCUC